This is a messenger RNA of Xiphophorus maculatus (southern platyfish), 4718 nucleotides long. RefSeq names its product armadillo repeat containing 5 (gene armc5). Lineage: Eukaryota; Metazoa; Chordata; Actinopteri; Cyprinodontiformes; Poeciliidae. The coding region runs from base 504 to 3902 and encodes 1132 amino acids. The record is from RefSeq and is a predicted model, not a curated record. The transcript is spliced from 7 exons. Gene Ontology annotation, molecular function: protein binding. Gene Ontology annotation, cellular component: cytosol. Gene Ontology annotation, biological process: anatomical structure morphogenesis.
UUUGUUGUUUGGCUAAAGAUGGCGUUAGCGGCUAGCGAAGGCGAUUGCACUUUUUUUCCCACAAAAUAUAUUCGAUCUCUGGUAACAUAACAUUGCGAAAAUAGAACAUUUUCUUUACAAUUUGAAUUAAAAAAAAUAACGUAUUGCAGAUACACGCCAAUUACGUCGAAUAGCGGUUUCUAGGCCUUCUCAAGCGCCAGGCCUUUUUUAAAUGGAGCGGAUCUGUGGAUGGGGACUCAGUUUCCCAUCAGGGAGUGCGGCGUCAGGUGACACAACUUUCCAUUGUCUUAUCGGUAUUUGUAGUUUGUGCAUAGCCCGUUAGGCUUUUUCAAGAGCGUUGCUAGUUAAUUAGCAACUCUGCAAUUGUCAAAAGUGAAGAAAUAUGCUACAUUGUGCCUUAUUGCUUCACUGGUGGUGUCCUGUGAUGCCUAACGGUGUUCUGGGUGAACAAACAAUAGCAAAGUUUGGAUAAGUUAUCGCGUGACCUGCCAGUUUUAUCAGUCAUGGCUUCAUCACCUGUGAAAAGUGACGGAAAGCUGCCGAGAAUAAGCCCCAAAGAAGGCCAAACAUUGACACCAGAAUCCUCAUUGACCUGGUGUUUGGCCCACCUCUGUGAACCUGGUUCACCAGGACGGGCUGAGCAUCAGACAGUCCCAUCCAAAGACACAGACAAGCGGUCAAAGAUGCAUCAGUGGCGAGCCCUAGUUGCCAUCAGGACGCAGCAUAUCAAGGGCGACAAGGCAGGCAUCGCCAGAUUCAGGGAGAAAGGUGGACUCAAAGUCCUGCUGAACCUGCUCAAACAUCCCGAGUGCUCCAGGAAAGUUCUGGACCUGGCUCUCAGCAUCCUGGCCAACUGUUGCACUGAGCUGGAGACACGCUUAGAGGUGUGCAAGCUUGAAGGGAUAAACAUUGUAGUGGACAUAAUGAAGAGAAACGUGGCUCUAGAGACGGUCCAGAACCGGGCUGCCAGGGCUUUAGGGAACUUGGCUAUGGAUCCAGAGAGCUCUGCACUCAUCCACUCUGCUGGUGGCGUUGCUCUCCUCCUCCUCUGCGUGUCGUUGUCGUCCGCUCCGUCGUCUCCCACCGUCGCUCCGCCCUCUGACUCCUCUCCCAAACUGGAAUGCGCCCAGUCCGCCGCUCGCGCGCUGCUCUACCUCUCAGACUCGCCCUCCAACCGCCUCUCGCUGCUCACCCAGGGGACACUAUCUGCCCUCGCCCCCCUUAUUGCCCCAGAAUACCCCCCCGGCCUGCGGCGUGCCGCCCUGCGGACCCUCCAUGAGCUGACCAGGGGCUGCGGCGUCGAAUGCGCCAGGGAGGUUUCCCGCUCCGGCGUCUUGACGCAGCUUGGUGUCAUGGCGACGGGGGAGUCUGGCGAACAUUUCGAAGAGCUGGCGCUGAAAACGCUAGCUAACGUUUGCUCUCAGGGCUGCUUGCGGCCGCUGGUGGGGUCGCUGGGGGUCAUUCAGAGGUUCACAGAGGAGGUGAAGAAGGACCCGCUCAGAUCUGGAGUCUUCCUCAAGGCUUUAUGCUUGUGCUGCAAAGAGGCGGUGAACCGUGCCAAGGUGAAAGAAAAUGGCGGUUUGGAGGUUCUGAUGACAUUCCUGUCGUCCUACCAGAAUCACCCGCUGUCCCGGUUCGCCAUCCUGGCCUGUGUGGACUUUGUUUUUGAUGAGUCUGCGAUGGAGCAGCUGCAGGAGCUGGGCCUGGUUCCUGUUCUGGUCGCGCAGCUGGCGAAGCUCGCAAGAGGAGAGGAACACGCAGCGGAGAGGGCGGACGUGAACGCAGCGUCCAACAUGGCUCACAACGAGCUGCUGCCCACUUCCUGUUUGGAGUCGUUUGACUUCCCCCCGCCUGAGGGAUUCAGGAGGGAGGAGGCCGGGAGGGAGCAAAGCUCAUCCAGCUUCUUAAGCCUCAGGUCCUGGUUGCUUUCUGAGGGGUUGAUCUCGUCUGAAGGAGAGCUGCUGGAUUCCUCCUGUGCUGAUGCUGAAUGGGGGAGUCUUCACCCCUCAUCUUCCUCGUUUCAAACCUCUUCCCCAAAUCCAGACUGCAGCCCUUCGCCUAAAACACCGCCUUCAUCCAGCUCUGCUUUCAAAAAAUCAGCUCCACCUUUGCCACCUGUCUCCUCCUCACCCUCCUCCUGGUCUUCCUCCGAUCUUCAAACCCUGGCUGCUUCCUCCUCCGUUUCCCCAUCAAAGUUCUCCUCUUCACAGAGACGGCGGCGCUCUCAUUCAGCAGCUUCCUUAGCUAAAGUCUCUUUAGAAAGCCCUCCUUCUGUACCCCGAUCCGGCGGGUACCAUCACCCCUACCACCCCGAGCCCUGGACGCCGGAGUCGCCCAUCCUGCUGCUGCUGUCCCGCUUCUCGCACGCCAGUGACCCCAGUGCGGCGCUGGUUAGCUCGGCCGUCAUGUCCGGCUUGCUCUGCUACCUCACCCAGCACCAGGACCCCAGCAGCAGGUGCUUCCGCAUGCUCUGCCGUUUGAGCUGCAACCCGAGCUGCUUGCAGGCACUGGUUCGGACCGGUUCCGUGGCGCUGAUUCGCCACCGUCUCUGCGCAAAUGAAGAUGGGUCAAAGGGACGACAAAGGCAGACGGACAGAGUGAAAACCAAAGUGAAACAGCUCGGUGACGCGCUGCUGAAUAAUUUGCGUGUCCAGUGUGAGUCCGGGUUCGGUUCUGGCGUUCUCACCCACGUGAUGCUGUCCGGUUCUGAGUCAGACAGGAAGAACUGCGCUCUGUCGCUGCCAUUCAUCACCAGCAACAAAUCUUUAUUGAAGAAGCUCCUCCUGGAUUGCGGCGGUCUCCUAGCGGCGCUGAAACCUUUGGAUUGCGCAUUUGAUGAUGAUGAGGAAGAGGACGAGUCGGAUUCAGAUGCGACUUCUCAGCCUCAGUAUUUCCCUCUCCUGUUCGGAUGCCUUUCUGCUCUGACUGGUUCCGUUAAACCCAAACCGGUAGAAAAGAACCCAAACCCGACUCCUACUGGAGCUUCCCCGCCGCCGUUGAAGAAGCCUCGCCUCGAAGACUCAUCCUGUCCGUACGCGAGUUCGGACUUUGACCUGGUUUUGGAACUUGAUGAUGCGACCCGGUUCCCAGCCAACCGGGAGGCCGUGGCCGGAGCUGGUUCUGAAUACUUCCGGGCUCUGCUGAGAGGCGGGUUCGGAGAAGAAGCCCAGUGCAACGCAGACGAAGCCAUUCGUAUCAAAGAUGUGAGCGCAGGUAUGCUGCUGCCGCCGCUACAUUACCUACACGGCUGUCGCUUCGGUUCGGACCCGGAAACCGGAGGGGAAUGUCAAACUUUAAACUCGCUGGUUCUGGACAGACUGGAACGGGCCGAGUCGCUUUCAGCUGGAGGUUUCCAGAAAUCCCCGCUAGGCGAAGCGAUGAUCGGCGCAUCCAGGUUUCUGGUUCUCGACCUCCAGAGGGAGUUGGAGGAAGUUUUUCUGUCAUUUCUCAAAUCUUGGUCCGAUCAAUCCAAUCAGUCAAACAAAACCCACAUCGUAAAAUCCCAACCGGACCAGAAGAGUUCUACUCCAACGUCGGAGCUAGAGGUGACAGCCCCGACCAAAAAACUAAACGGUUUGCCUGAAAAAGUGGAAGAAAGAGACGCAUCGUUCACUGGACUCAGUGGAAGUUUGGACCAGAACACGAACCUUUCUGGGUCCAACUCAAAAGAGGAUCAAUCUCCCUCGUUAACUGGUUUGGUGGUGUCGCUUCCCCAGUUGUACUGGUUCUCCCAGCGCUACAGCUACCCAGCUCUGAGUCGGGCCUGCCUCGCCGUACUGCUGGGCUUCCAGAACCGACCCUGUCCGUUUGCGGAUUGCCUUCGCAGACUGACCAGAGAGGCCGACUGUACGGAGACUCUGAAGCGGGACCUGCUGAGCCUCGUUUCAGCGGCUUUAGUCUGAGCGCAGAAAUCUGUAAACUUUGACCACAGAUAAUAAAAUAAAAAUAAAUGAGCGGUGCUUUAUUUCCAUCAUUUUCAAAGCAUUCGUUAUUUUUUUAUUUCGAUGCAAUCAAAGAAGAAUGUCCGUUUGACAAAAAUCUGUUAAAAUGCUUUUUCUUUUUGUAUUUUUAUUUUCAAAUUUAAUUUCUUUGGUGUUUAUUUUGCAUAUAAAGAUGAUAUUAAAUGGAAGAAGCAUAUGAUCUGUGCCAUAUAAAUAUAUUAUCACACCACUUUGCUGUCGUUUAUUUUUUUCUCUCAUAAAAUGUAUGUUCAGCACCAUGACAUCAAAUUUCCGCCAAAAAGUCUCAAAGUGUCUAGAAAAUUAAAAAAAAAAUUGAAUUUGAAAAGUUGAAAAUUUGCUUUUAAAAACCGUCAAAUGUUGAGAUUUUUCUCAGAACUAUUUCUAUAAAAAAAACAUGUAAAAAUUUCUGUCAAACUUUCAAGUUUUGUUCUAGAAAAUUUCUGAAGUUAAUCUAAAAAUUUUUGUUUUUUUCUAGCAAACUUUCGUCUUUUCAGGCACAGAAAUUUUACAAUUUUUGGCGGAAACAUUCUUACUUGAUACUCAAACUGCACAGUUUUCUAAUAAAGUGCCAUCUAACAUUGAUUUAAAGCCUAAAUUUGGCUUAUUUCGUCACUUCAGUUGAAACCAGAUAUUCAAAGAUGAUGAAAAGACUUUUUUUUUCUCUCGCCGUUUCAAGUUAAGUCAGACAAAAUUUCCCUUAUUUUAGUUCAGCUAGAAUUACCAAAAUUGUUUCUAUUUGCUAAAUGCCAGAAAAAU